AUGGAACCAACACCUCCAGCAACAGGACAGCUGCUGAAAAGCCCUCUGGCCUCAAUUCCGUUAUUGCAAGCACCUCCAGCGACGCUUCCGCCGUCACCAAUACCUCCAGCAGCAGCUACAUCAUCACAAGCACCUCCAACAGCAGUUUCAUCAUCACAAGCCCCUUCAGCAACAGUUCCAUCUACGUGCUUUCGUCCACUAGUCAAUGUCCCCACAGCCUCUCAUCCUGACGGUCAGAAUCUCAAACGCUACGGACACAGAGCACCGACAUUCCAAGUGUGGUACGAAAUGUACUUGGGGAACCAGUUAUCUGACGAGAUUAUCGGUGCUCUUUUAUACCUGAGUCCCGAUGAGGUCGAAGAGCUGAAAUCAUACAUUCGCGAGAUGCUGAGACUCCCUGUUCGCCCCUUGUUGUUGAGAACGUUCGAUAUUCACUAUCCGUAUGAAGCACCGAGCCAAGAGCUCAUAUACAAGCAGGGAGAUACCCUACUCAGGUGGCAUGUCUUAGCUGGCAGAGCGGGCAUUCUCCUUCGCUCGUGUGUCGUCUUCGAGGUCAGUUUCAAAUACCCACACCUCUUCAGAGAACCUGCAUCGGUCGAAGACUUCGAGAAAGAAUGGUGGCCGGACAACUACCACUACUACACGCUAGUACCUUAUACAUAUCGCCGAGAGAUUCUGGUCAGACUGAUUGAAGCUUGUGCCGAGGACAUGAAGAAGAACAAGAACCUGCGUAUCCUCAGUACCGAUCCCACGCCUUACAGAAAGAGACCUGCAUCCAGUCUCGAGAACGACGAUGCCUCCACCAAACGAGCUCGUAUAGACGUGGCACCAAUCGGCAACCUGAGUUUCGGGUAUCAUGGUCUCACGAUCCGAAAGGCAAGCAGGUAG
This is a messenger RNA of Aureobasidium namibiae CBS 147.97, 888 nucleotides long. RefSeq lists its product as uncharacterized. The record is from RefSeq and is a predicted model, not a curated record. Bases 1 to 888 code for a protein of 295 amino acids. NCBI's taxonomy places the organism in Eukaryota, Fungi, Ascomycota, Dothideomycetes, Dothideales, Saccotheciaceae. The transcript has a single exon.